GAGGUGUUGUUUUUUUGCGUUGCUGUUGUUCAUCAUCACCAUCAUCUAGACAUUCUCUAGAGUCUAGACGACAGGUCCUGACACUAAUUCAAGGCUCACCUCCAUCGGGAGACGCCCGUCACCGCUCGCUCUCUACCCUCCCCCCCUGUUGUUGAGAGAGGCGCAUCCAGUCCGCAUCCAGUGCCUCGUUGCGCUUCGCUGGCCCUUGUCCACUCUUUUUUUCUCCUCGCAGCACCAGCAGACGCGCACCCAGCGAGUCGCAUUGUCUAGUUGCUGCUUGGCUUGACGAAGUGUCUCGCAUCCCACGGCUCUGAGACGCCCGCCAUUGUCCUCGGCAGUCCCGUCUCUCUCAGACCGCCGUCCUUGUCAAUCCCCUCUUCUUGACCUCGUGCGCGCAUAUAAAGGCUCCUUUGAGCCCCCUCGACGAAGAUGUCUUCAAGAUACUCUCUACGCCAAACCCCCAGGAAGAAAGAACUCUUCGAGGGCAUGGUAGAGACCCCUUCUCGACGCCGCUCAACACGCCGACAGACUUCCCAGCCUCUUGAGACUUCAGACGCCGACAACGACUCCGGCUCAAACGCUGAAAACGCCCCCCGCGCUGCCCCAAUUCGUCGACGUACCACCAAGUUUGUUGAGAACCUCGACGAGGACGACGUGCAAAAGCCGGACGACAUGGGCGCCGUUAACCGCAACGGCCAUGCUAAUGGCAAUGGCAAGGCCAACGGCAUCGAUCACACCAAUGGUGUCCUUGCCCCUGUCACCAGCGUCCUUGACAAGACUGAGGGUGUUCCUCAGGAUCCUCAUGUCGUCGACGGCUGGAGGCCAGGCCAGGACCCCAAGGUCGACUACUCAGGCGAGUUCGAGUUUGGAGGCUCAUUCGGCACCCUCGCCAUGAUGACUUGUUUCCCUAUCCUCAUGUGGUACAUGUGGAUUGGCGCAACUUACUAUGAUGGCAAAUUCCCCUCUCGCGCGGCCGGUCAGUCCUGGGCCGACUUUGGUGCUCAUCUUGUCAACCUCGUUUACACGGGUGCCUAUCCUCGCCUUCAGGUCUGGGCCUGGUACUGGUCCUACCUCAUCGUCGAAGGUACUCUCUACUGCGUCCUCCCUGGUGUCUGGGGCUAUGGCAAGCCUCUCCCCCAUGAGGGAGGCAAGCAGCUUCGCUACUACUGCAAUGCCUACUUCAGUCUAUACACGACCCUCGCCAUCCUUGCCGCUCUUCACUUCUCGGGUGCCUGGCCUCUCUACACGGCCAUUGAUGAGUUCGGUCCUAUCCUGUCCGUCGCCAUCCUGAGCGGUUUCCUCGUCAGCUUUGUCGCCUACUUCUCCGCCCUCUGGCGCGGUAAGCAGCACCGUAUGACCGGUUACCCCAUCUACGACUUCUUCAUGGGCGCUGAGCUUAACCCCCGUAUGUUUGGCAUCCUCGACUUCAAGAUGUUCUUUGAGGUUCGCAUGCCCUGGUACAUCCUCCUCAUCCUGAGUCUCGGUGCCGCCGCUCGCCAGCACGAGCAGUACGGUUACGUCUCUGGUGAGGUUUGGUUCCUCGUCAUGGCUCACUUCCUCUACGCCAACGCCUGUGCCAAGGGAGAGGAGCUCAUCAUCACCACCUGGGACAUGUAUUAUGAGAAGUGGGGUUUCAUGCUCAUCUUCUGGAACCUUGCUGGUGUCCCUCUCUCUUACUGCCACUGCACCAUCUACCUCGCCAACCACCACCCUGACGUCUACCGCUGGAACCGCGGCAUCCUCGCCGCCAUGUUCGUUGGCUACCUCUUCUGGUACUGGGUCUGGGACAGCUGCAACAGCCAGAAGAACCGCUUCCGUGCCAUGGAGAAGGGCAAGGUUGUCUGGCGCAAGACCUUCCCCCAGGUCCCCUGGCAGACCAUCCACAACCCCAAGACCAUCACCACCCCUCAGGGCACCAUCCUCGUCGACGGAUGGUACGGACUUGCCCGCAAGAUCCACUACACGGCCGACGUCUGGUUCGCCGUCUCUUGGGGUCUCAUCACCGGCUUCGAGAGCCCCUUCCCCUGGUUCUACCCCGUCUUCUUCGUCUGCAUGAUUGCUCACCGCGCUGCGCGUGACAUUACCCGCUGCCGUCGCAAGUAUGGUGAGGCCUGGCUUGAGUAUGAGCGACGUGUGCCCUACCUCUUUAUUCCCUACGUCAUUUAAGGGAAUGUCAUGGGCAGAACGAGUAUUUAGCUCAAUUCUACCUUUUCAUAGGGCCCUGUGCCCUAUUCUAUUCCGUACAUAACGACCCUAGAUGUUGAGGACGGUGUUGGGUCGAUUUGGAUUGUGCGACGCGAAAAAGAAGGGGCAUGAUAGAACGGGUUGAGAACAAUACGUCCAGAAUACAGGGACGUGUCAUGACACAAAAAAAAAGCCAUCCAUCUACGUUGACGUAAAAGAGACGGGAUGGGCAUGUUGAGGCUGCUUAGAAAUAUUGUAAUGAAGAAUACUUGCUUGUAUUGUAUAAAGAGUUAUGUUAGCCUGCUUUGAAGCAGUAGAUUAAUACGAUAAAGAGGUUAUUAAAG
Fusarium vanettenii 77-13-4 is the source of this 2528-nucleotide messenger RNA. RefSeq lists its product as uncharacterized. Gene Ontology annotation, molecular function: Delta24(24-1) sterol reductase activity. Gene Ontology annotation, biological process: ergosterol biosynthetic process. Lineage: Eukaryota; Fungi; Ascomycota; Sordariomycetes; Hypocreales; Nectriaceae. The transcript has 4 exons. Gene Ontology annotation, cellular component: endoplasmic reticulum membrane. Bases 430 to 2166 code for a protein of 578 amino acids. The record is from RefSeq and is a predicted model, not a curated record.